AUGUACUCUAAAAUAAUGAUAAUUAAUAUUUAAUAUAAAUAUUUACAAUUAGAAAUUUAUUAAUUAUGGUUAAAUUUCAUCUUAUUUAUCAAAAUUGUUUAUUGCGUGGAGAAUUUUGAUUUAAUUAAGAAGGAUUAUACUAACUUUUUAAUUUUGAAGCAUUAGUAAAUCUUUUGGGACUAUUAUUUUUUGAGCUAUUUCUAGAUUUUGAUAUUUUAAUAUUUGGGGUCUUUGAUCUUACAGGAAUUACUAUUUUUUAAUCAUUAGUUUAUUAGGCUUUUACUUCUUGCUAUUAAUUGCAUAUUGUUUUUGGUAAAUUUUAAGAUACAUAGUUAAAUAAUUAAUCUUAAGGUUCUAAAUGUUAUAUCUGCUAUCCAUGGGGAGUGUUAGAACAAAAGGUGUUUUAAAGUACUUAAGGUAAUUACAUUUGUUAUUAUUAUCUACUUGGAUGAUUAUAUGAUUUUCUUCUCUUCUUUGAAUUAGAAGAAGAAGGAUGCUAUAUUUGAACUGUGUUAGUAGGAUAUUAAUUAUUAUCCUAUUAUGGAUUAAUAUUAAAAUUAUUAUUUUCUUAUAAAUUGUAUGACUUGUUUUGCUUAUCUACAUAUUUUGGGGUUUUUUAGAAUCCGUUUUAAGUUUAAUUCAAAUUACUAGGAGAUAUUGCUCUUCCUGUAACACUGCUAUGCUAUUUAUUACGUUUAUAAAAAUUGA
This is a messenger RNA of Tetrahymena thermophila SB210, 708 nucleotides long. Its product is annotated as transmembrane protein, putative. Lineage: Eukaryota; Ciliophora; Oligohymenophorea; Hymenostomatida; Tetrahymenidae. The transcript has a single exon. The record is from RefSeq and is a predicted model, not a curated record.